This is a messenger RNA of Scutellospora calospora, 1549 nucleotides long. The record is from the annotation of a GenBank genome assembly. Lineage: Eukaryota; Fungi; Glomeromycota; Glomeromycetes; Diversisporales; Gigasporaceae.
AUGUCUCAUAAUAUUGGCAAAGAUCCCGAUUCUGUUUAUCAAGGCGAAGGUGACCUUAAGGCCAAGAGCAAUGGUUCUUAUUCAUUCAGGAGUGACAUAAUGUUAACCCCUCCUCAUAAAAUUCGUACUCCUGAUUUUGAUCGUCUUUUACCACAAAGAUCACUUAAUCCGGUCCAGGAUCUGCAGAUGCGGAUUGUGACCGAAGAAAGUUCCAAGAAGCGGAAAUUAUCGGUAAUCGAAGAGGAAGCACAGCAAGCAGUUGUGGGACAAGCAAUGUUACCGUUAAGAGAAACAACUGAUGAUAUAAUUCAUCGUUUGAAUUCAACUCCCACAAAGUCAUCCAAGAGAUUGUUGUCUUUUAGUACACCGACGAAGGAACGAAAUUAUUUUUUUGACUCUCCGGUCAAGAGUGAUUAUAAUUCGAGCCCGCUUCCGUUGGAAGCGCAGUUAAUUUUAACUAGUCCUCGCAAACCCCCUAGAUAUAUCAGUAGAACUCCAUAUAAGGUGCUUGAUGCACCAGAUCUUCAGGCAUGUUUUGUGCAAUAUAUUACGAUCUUAUUCUCUUUUCUUAAAUUAUUAUUAUCUAAUUUAUAUUUCCCUUUCAAACAGGAUGACUUUUACUUGAAUUUGGUGGAUUGGUCUUCCACAAAUGUUUUGGGUGUUGGAUUGGGUACUUGUGUUUAUCUUUGGAACGCCGUGACUUCAAGAGUUGUGAAACUUUGCGAUAUGGCUACUCCCGGAAGACAUGGCAAUAGCAAUACGGAAAAUGUUACUUCUGUUAGUUGGAUGCCGACGGGUUCUCACAUAGCCGUUGGGACAGCUCUAGGUCCUGUCGAAAUCUGGGAUAUUCAUAAAAGUAGAAGAAUCAGAAAAAUGAAAGGACAUAUUCAACGAGUAGGUGCUUUGUCUUGGAACUCUUAUAUUGUUAGUUCUGGAGGGCGUGAUAGGUUAAUUUAUCACAGGGACAUAAGAGCUCCAAAUGAUUAUACGGCGAAACUGUCUGGACAUAGACAAGAGGUUUGUGGGCUUAAGUGGAAUCCAGAAGGAAAUCAACUUGCUAGUGGUGGAAAUGACAAUAAGCUUUUGAUAUGGGACAGAGCAAAUGAUGUACCAAUUCAUAAAUUUCCUCAUCAUACAGCUGCUGUUAAAGCUAUUGCUUGGAGUCCACAUUCACAUGGACUUUUGGCAAGUGGUGGUGGUUCCCAAGAUAAGCACAUUCGGUUUUGGAAUACUACAACUGGUAAAGCACUAGAGAGCUACGAUACAGAAUCUCAGGUUUGCAACCUUGCAUGGUCUAGACAUGCAAACGAGAUAGUAUCAACUCAUGGAUACUCUCAAAAUCAAAUAAUUCUCUGGAAAUAUCCUACGAUGGAGCAGCUGGCUAUUUUGAAAGGUCAUACUCUUCGUGUCCUCUACCUUUCUGUUUCACCCGAUGGCGAGAAUAUAGUUACUGGUGCUGGUGAUGAAACUUUACGCUUUUGGAAUGUGUUUAACAACGGCAAGAAAGAAAAGAAGCGUAUGACUGUAUUUGAUAUUCGUUCUCAGAUUC